Polyodon spathula (Mississippi paddlefish) is the source of this 1491-nucleotide messenger RNA. RefSeq names its product butyrophilin subfamily 1 member A1-like. The transcript is spliced from 7 exons. The record is from RefSeq and is a predicted model, not a curated record. NCBI's taxonomy places the organism in Eukaryota, Metazoa, Chordata, Actinopteri, Acipenseriformes, Polyodontidae. Bases 119 to 787 code for a protein of 222 amino acids.
UUCUUAGAAACGCUUUAGUCCGUUCGGGAAACAACAGCCCGAUCAACGUUGGAAGGCGCGGUGUACAGAAACCUGGAAUUAAAUAACCUAUUUUUGUUAUAGGUUUAAGCUAAAGAUCAUGGCACACUUGAGAGAGCUGUUCAUUUCAUUCUUACUGUGUGGUGCAGUGGAGUCCAGUUUGCGCUGUGAGGAGAAUGUGCAGGGGAAACCGUACCACUCUGUCACCUUCACCUGUCUUCUGGACGGAGGCCACCCCCAAGAUGUCAUUGCUGUGACCUGGAAGAAGGGCGAUGAGAUUAUUGCUCAGGCUAUCCCGGGGAAAGAAAAGUGGAAGCGAGAAGUAGUAGGAGAUCCUAGAGCAGAGCUGAUUGAGGAAAAGCUUCAGAAGGGAGAGGUAUCGAUGCACCUCAAAGAUGUUCAUUACACAGACCACGGCUCCUAUCAUUGUACAGUCGCCACACGCUCCAGGAAAUGGGAAGGUGUUGUCAAGCUGUCUGUCGAGGAGCCUGAGAUACCCAAAGUGGUCUUCAACCCAGAGACCGGCAUCUUUACCUGUAAAUCGAUUGGCUGGUAUCGUGAGCCUGAGGUCCAGUGGACCAAUGAGAAAGGAGAGAACCUGACUGGUCUGUCAGAGACAGCACCAGCAGAGCAGAAGGGCGAAGUAUACAGAGUGCAGUCUGUUCUGAGAAUCAGUGAUCUUCACCAGCAUUACAUCUGCACAGUCAAAGAGGGGAAAAUGGAAAAAGCAAUCAGGAACAUCAUCACACCUGGAAAGACAGAGCUCUAGAUCUCUUUCACAGGAAGAAGACCUCCUUCUACUAUUAUUAUAAUUUAAUUAAUUUGGUGAAGCAGUAGAUUUGUAUUGUAAAGGAUAUGGGCUUAACAGGAAAUUGUAUGACAGCUUUGUUUCAAUGUUAUUUGUUUUAUUGAGAGAAAUAUAAUUAUAAUUCUAGACAAAUAAAGAAAACAUUUUAUUUGCAUUUUUAAUGUUCAACUAUUGUAGUAUUUGACUCUAUUUUGAUUUAGCUUUUACUAGCAAUGUAAUUAUAUUUGACCCGUAAAUACUAUCCAUGGAUCCUGUGGACCCAGAGCACUUUUAAAAUGCCCACUGCUCUUGUGUCGAGCGUAGCCACUCACUGUACAUUCUGGUAGCUUCAUGUCAAGUCAGUGCCAGCUGUAUAGUGGUGUUCUUGCUGGGCUGGCUACUGGCUUCUGCACAGGUGGGUAUUUGUGUCCAUGGGACCCAUGGAUAGUAUUUGUAUGACAUUACAGGUUAACUUUUUUCCUUUUUUUUCAGUUUCAGUUGCUUUUAUGAAUCACUGUGACCUUUUUUCUGUAACCAUUCUUCAGUUGUCAUGGCAAGGUAUCGUGAUGGUGUUUUCAUUGAUGUUAGCACAGGUACAGUGAUUCGCCAUAGUUCCUAAUUGUGACAUUGUGCUUGAUAGUGUAAUGGCUUGGAAUGCUGAUUGAUCAAUAAACAGUCUAACAUUA